Messenger RNA from Sungouiella intermedia, 1344 nucleotides. The record is from the annotation of a GenBank genome assembly. Lineage: Eukaryota; Fungi; Ascomycota; Pichiomycetes; Serinales; Metschnikowiaceae.
AUGAACUCGAGUGGCUUGGCCAACAACGCCCUCGCCGGUACAUCUUUGACGCGCAUGGAUGCCCUUCGUGCCCACGGUGGUGUCCCUACUGGAGUUGGUGGAGUAUCUCCCGUGGAUGACAACGCCAUGGUGCCGCAAAACGCCGAUUCAAAUAGCCACGGCCAACAUCUGAACCAUCAAAACCACUCCUCCCACAAUAACCAACAUCUGCACCUCCCGCACCACCUUCAGCAUCAGCAGAAUCACGAUUCACACCACCAGGGUGGAUUUCUGCAAGUUCUGGCUCGCCAGAGCUCCAUGGCGCCAUACGAAUCGUUUGGCAAGGUAUCCGACACCAUUUCCAAGCUUGAGAAUGAGCUUGCGUCCGUGGGUCAGGAAAUGGGCUACUUGCGCCAUGUGGUGGAUUUCCAGAAUCAGAGAAUUGAUAAGCUCACCCAGCUUCUACUAGACAUAAUCAACAACAAGGACGUAUCGCCUAUUAUCAUCAAUCUGCUACAAUCCAUUCAGACGAGUGAUGCAUUCAAUGUGGAUGAUUCUCACGAUUCCGUCGACGACUCAGUUCGUGACUCCGUUCACGAUCUGGUUCACGACUCCGUGCACGAUGUGGCACUGGCCAUCCCGUCGCUACUGACACUGGGAGUAGUCUCUGUUCCGGGCGUCGGGAAUGUGCUGGGUGUGCUGUUGGAUAGCAAUAUGGAUCCACAACUCCAUCAGGUGGCUCAGGCCGCAGUUCAGGCGCAGUCCACAUCCAAGGUGGACAUUCUCGAUGACAAAAAGAAUCGCAAACGGCCGUUCGGUAAGAUUAAUGGUAAUUCCGUGGGUGUGGAUCGUCUUUCAAAACAUCAGCUGCAACAGCAGGCCAAUCUGGGCCAAUCACAUCUUUCCAAGCAACUGCAACAGCUGCAGCAACAACAACAACAACAGCAACAACAACAGCAACAACAGUCCGUGCCCAAGGAGAGUAUGGUAAAUAUGCCUGGGCUAGAAGUGGUCAAUGUGGACAGUAUGGCAGGACGCAAGAAGCCUAAAGUGUCUAUUGAUUUUCUUCACAACCCUAUGACUGUAAAGGAGAUUUACGACGAAUUUACGAAGGGUUUUCGGGGACAGAUUCCUCUCCGAGAAAUGGACGAACGUUUUGGCAAACACGAAUGGCGUGGCGACUCGCGGUCCAAAGAAUCCAAGCGGUUCCAACGGAGGAAAAAACUCUGCGAUGCCAUCGAGAGAGGCAUGGGUAAGUACGGCAAAUCUGCGGAAGAAAUUAUCAGCUACAUCGAAGAGUUUCGCGGUGACAAGUCGUUGACGUGGGUUAUGAAUGGAAAUCUACCCCGAGACUUGAUGGAAUGA